AUGGGAGGCAAAGAGAGUCAUAUGCCUUCCAGUGAAUCCAGAGGUCGUUGCAGUGCCUAUGGCCAUACUAUUGCCCCAUCUUUUCCUCAAUUCACCAACACCACAUGUCAAACUAUGGCCUCCUCUCUCUACAAUGCUGACACAUUCAACUGUCACAGAACACAUUCAGAUAAUGGAGGCAACAAAUCCGAAUCAAGUGACCAAAAUUUGGGCGGUGAUGUGUGUUGUUAUGACUCCAAUUACACUGCUACCAAGUUGAAUUACAAAAUGUGUGGAGAUGAAACGGACGCCGAGGAUUACCACAAGCCCAACCCGUCAAAGUCCUCCCAAAACAAGGUGGCUGAACAUUUGUGCAGUGAGAAAGAUGUGAAGCUCACCUCCAUCAUUAGCAAUGAGACUGACACCUCCUCAUCAAUCUCCGUAGGCGAUGGCAGUACAGAGGCAAUUUUAAAGAAACUCAAAAAUCGACACAAAAUCUCAAAAAAUACUUUAAAAAAAACCAAAAAGCAUAAUAAUGGGUCACAAUCCUCGGAUGGUCAUUCAUGCAUUUCACAAACAUCCUCAUCCUCCAGUCCACCUUCUUGUUGCACUCCCGUCCUCUUUGUAGACUUGGUGAAGUUAAAGAAGACGGGUGUAGAAACCAAGACCAUGCAACAGGUUGCCUUAGCCUGUGAUUUCAAUGAAGCCUUCAAUGUUAACAUAUCAAAUGAACAGUCUUCUGGUGAUCUGCCUGAUCAACUACCCGGACGGCAUGGCGAUGAGAUAGAGACAAGAAACGAUCCUUCAUCCUCACAUCGACUAAGUCCACCGCCUCGUGGGUCGGAAGACACUGUCAACAGGUGGGUGACACCAAAACCGAGUCCCAAAUUAGGUUUCGUCGAGACAAACACAGGUGAUAUAAUAUUUACAGCCUAUCUAAGAAUGAAGGGCACUGGACCGGAUGAAUAUACCAAUGUGAAGAAGACCAGUGAGCGUCGAUUAAAGGGUCUACAGACUCAACAAAAUUGCAAAAUAAAGCUCUAUGAUGAUCCAAUUGAACAGAGAACUUUGAUGGUUCAUAAGUUGAGAAUUUUUGGACCCGGGUAUAGAGAGGUGAUUCGAUGCAAAAACUCUCUACCACGCUGCCUCACCGAUCGUCUCAUUACUGCACACGCAACUCUGGACGAGAACAUGAUCAAACCACAACGAAGGAGGUGA
Molecule: messenger RNA, 1197 nt
Organism: Hydatigera taeniaeformis
Lineage: Eukaryota; Metazoa; Platyhelminthes; Cestoda; Cyclophyllidea; Taeniidae
Source: the annotation of a GenBank genome assembly